CAGUCACAGUCACAGUUGCAGCGCAAACGUUGAAACGUUCACAACGAAACACGGGUGGAGUGCCAUUCAACACGCAAUGCGUGUGUGUGAGUCCAGUGAGAAUGUGAAAUGUGGAAAUGUAAAAUACUAAAUGUAAAUGUACAUAAAUAAAUAUAUUGACAAGGAAUUAAUGUGUGAAACGAAUGGCAAAGCCAUAACGCGUAAGCUUUUGAGCCGCUGAUAAUCUAAUAGACUUGUGCUUGAUGACAAAUGCAGCAACAACUGAGAGACAAUUAAUACGGAAACCGGAAAAACGUUAAAAACAUUGUGCAUACGCCGUGUGGGCCACCACGAGCAAAGUCAUAAAUGAAUGCUUUUAAUUGCAAAAGAAUGACAUUUGCCCGCAGAAAUACGAAACAAACAAAAUGAAAAUCGUUUGCAAGAACAACAAUAACGCAAGCAACAAUAAACACAAAAACAAACAGCUGCAGCAGAAGCAGCAUCCACAGUGAAAAUUGUGAAAAUCGCGAAAAUUGAGCGAACAACAAAAUGCUGCUGAUGCCAACAUCAUGUGGCCCGGGGCCACCAGUGGACGAUGGCGACGCUGCUGUUGACCUUAGCUUAACCCCACACGAACGAUGUGCACGUAUCCCGACCCGCUCCCCCUUCCACUCCCAUUCACCCUCUCAAAUCCAAUCCCAGUUCCAGUUCCAGAAGCACAACCCAACCAGUCCAACUACGGGCAUUCCCAGAUGGCUUCUAAUGCUCCUCGUGCUCUUUGUCAUUGUGGCCCAAACGCCGCAGCGUCAAGUGGCCGCCGAGAAAAGCAAACACUAUUAUAUGCAAUCGCUGUGCAAGAAUCACUUUCUGCAGCAACUUUAUCGCAAAAUUGACGGAGCUGUACUUUGGUCGCAAAACGAACGCAAUCUGGACUGUGUUAUCACCUUUCAGACACAGACGAUUCUGCAGCGCUUCAUGCUUCGCUUUGAUAUGCUCCAACUAGACUGCAAUGAUCAUCUGCUGGUCUACGAUGGAGCGCAUGCAGUAUCAACGCCCAAGAUUGACAUCUCCUGUCGCAAUACGAAGAGCACGGUGAACGCGAUAUUGACACGAACGAAUUUCGUGACGCUCAAGUACGUGACCGAUGGCUGGGGAACAGAUGCGAACGGUUUCAAGUUGGUGAUAACAUCGGUGAAGGACCCAAAGCACACGUGCAAGGAUUUCACAUGCGCCACACGCGAGUUCUGCAUCAGUCCCGAUCUGCUCUGCGAUGGCGUCAACCACUGUGGCGACAACUCCGACGAGUCUGUGCAGAAUCUUUGCCAGAAUGAGACGACAAGCACCGUGUUUGGCGUGGACAUGACUUGGUUCGUGCUAAUCGUAGUCGGAGUCCUGCUCGUGCUUAGCGCCCUCAUUGUGGCCAUUGCGAUCUGUGUCUGCCGUCGUCAGGAUGAGAACACUGUCAAUCAGAACACGGCCCUGCAAAUGCAUCACAAUGCGGAUACGAAUGGAUCGUCGAAGCAUCUGCAUUUCCAUGGCAUGGGCGUGGGCAUGGGAGGCACGCUAACGAGAGAGCAUACACAACUGCCGCCAGGUUCGGGAAACUGGCAUCACCCUGCGGGACCAUCCGGGUACCACCGCAUUCCACACAAUUACUUGAAGAUGGCCACCAAAGUCCGUCCCAUUUGGUGCUUGGCAAAUUCCGUCAAUUAGGUCAAGAUCUUUCACAAAACUCCGCCGGACUCAGUCAGACGAACAUCGCCGUUGCAGCUGGCAAUCAUCCGAAUGCCAAUGCCGCCAAUGUCGCUGCUGCCCAAAAGGACGAAUGGUUUGUUUAAUUACCAAAUCGCUCGAUUCUUUUAAGCAACAAAACAACUGACUUCGGUUCCGGGUUAACUAACACUGGAUCAAUGUGAAAGAACGAAAGCAACAAACAAAACAACCAACUAAAUAAUUGACUUGAGCACAAUAAUCUGCACUUAAUUAAGUGAUUUCAUGGAUAUUUGCAGAGCAUUAAAUGAAGACUGUUUGACUAUAUUUAACAACAAAUAAUGUGGACAUCACCGCGCAGGGUGUAUAUUUAAGAGAUCUACUCGUACCCAGGAAGAAUCUCGAACGCGUUGGGCGAAAUGUGCCGUAAGAACGCACAAUUUUGUCGGAUAACCAAUGCACUUGUAUAUAGAUUAUAAAUAAAUAUUAUAAAAAAAUAAAACAAAA
Messenger RNA from Drosophila nasuta, 2196 nucleotides. RefSeq names its product low-density lipoprotein receptor domain containing lost and found (gene loaf). The transcript is spliced from 8 exons. The record is from RefSeq and is a predicted model, not a curated record. NCBI's taxonomy places the organism in Eukaryota, Metazoa, Arthropoda, Insecta, Diptera, Drosophilidae. Gene Ontology annotation, molecular function: protein binding. Bases 529 to 1692 code for a protein of 387 amino acids.